GUGGGCUAAAGUUUCACGGGCCUAACCUCAUUUAUGUUUUACGCACUCAAUUCGGGGCCUUCUUGAUAUAAGACCCCUUCCCGUCCAUCCCAAAACCCUAGAGACGGCGGACGCCUUUGUUACUUCUCGUCGGCACCGGAGGGCUUCUAGCAAUUGGAAGGACAUAGAGGCAGUGCUCCUGUUCAGCCGCAAUGUCUCCAGCCAAAGUUGACAACACAAAGAAAGCCGAUCCAAAGGCUCAGGCUCUGAAGGCUGCUAAGGCGGUGAAAUCGGGGCCAACCUUUAAGAAGAAGGCAAAGAAGAUCCGCACGUCGGUCACAUUCCACCGCCCAAAGACACUGAAGAAGGAGAGGAACCCAAAAUAUCCUCGUAUCAGUGCUCCUCCGAGGAACAAGCUCGACCAGUACCAGAUCCUCAAGUAUCCCCUCACCACCGAAUCCGCCAUGAAGAAGAUAGAAGACAACAACACCCUCGUCUUCAUAGUGGACAUCCGUGCAGACAAGAAGAAGAUCAAGGAUGCGGUCAAAAAGAUGUAUGAGAUACAGGCGAAGAAAGUGAAUACUUUGAUAAGGCCCGAUGGGACCAAGAAGGCAUAUGUGAGGUUGACACCGGACUAUGAUGCCCUUGACGUGGCAAACAAGAUUGGCAUUAUUUAAGCACUUGCAUGAGCGGACCAUGCUGGCAUUUUUCUUUCUUUCAACUGUAAGACAAUUUUGCUGAGUGAUUGAAAGAGGAGAUUCAGCAACUGCCCAACUUUUUACUUGUUAGCCUUUCGAACUUUGUGCGCUUGUUACAGAAACUAGGGAAAAGAGGUGUUUCUAGAGCUGGUAAACUUUCAGGAUGCGAGACUUUGCUCUCGUGUUGUCUGCAAGAACCUCAAAACUAUUUCCGGGGUAGCCUUGUGCUUGUAGCUUUCUCACUUAAGAAUGAUUCCAUAGCCUAAUUCUUCCUAA
Molecule: messenger RNA, 953 nt
Organism: Punica granatum (pomegranate)
Lineage: Eukaryota; Viridiplantae; Streptophyta; Magnoliopsida; Myrtales; Lythraceae
Source: RefSeq, a predicted model, not a curated record